Dermatophagoides farinae (American house dust mite) is the source of this 2023-nucleotide messenger RNA. RefSeq lists its product as uncharacterized. The record is from RefSeq and is a predicted model, not a curated record. Lineage: Eukaryota; Metazoa; Arthropoda; Arachnida; Sarcoptiformes; Pyroglyphidae. Gene Ontology annotation, biological process: regulation of regulatory ncRNA processing; siRNA processing. Gene Ontology annotation, cellular component: cytoplasm; RISC-loading complex; nucleus. Gene Ontology annotation, molecular function: siRNA binding; double-stranded RNA binding.
UUUUCUGUGAUUAAUGAGUGAUGAUGCGAAAACUUUUUUUUCUAUGAAAUUGUCAUCAUUUUGGGUCGAAAAAAUUUUCGAAUCAACCGAUGAUAUAUUUUUAUUAUUGUGAAAUUCGUUAAUGAUCUCCAAAACCAAAAUGGAUUCAUCAAAUCCAAUCGGGUAUUUACAAAAUUUGUGUUCAAAAAUUGGAUGGCUUCUGCCUAUUUAUAAAGAAAUUAAACCAUCUCAACAAUCUACCAAUAAAUUGAUGUAUUCAACUCAAUGUAUAUUGAAUGAUAUUGUUGUCAUUGGUGAAUCGAAUACGAAAAAAAAUUCAAAAAAAGAUGCUGCCAUAAAAAUGAUGAAAUCAUUGAAUGAAAAUUAUCGUUCAACUAUAACAAUAUGUAAUCUUCAAACUGGCAUUAAAGAAGAAAAAAUUCGAUUACUACUUUCGGAUAUUCAUUCAAUAAAAACGAUUAAAAUGUUGUACGAUAUGCAUAGUAAAGGAUUAGCAAAAGCUGAAGUGAUUGUUGGCGAUAUAUUGGAUAUGCUUGUUGCUAAGAAAUUAUACAAUGGUUAUUCAUAUCAAAACCGUAAACUUUCUGUAACUUGUCAAGCUGAAUUGAUCAAAACGCCAGAGAUUGACAAGCAAACAAAACGUAAACGAAAAUCAAAAAGAAAUCGUUUGAAUCGUAAAUUUGCCAUGUUGGAUGAAGAAAAACCAAAAAAACAACACCAAAUGGACAUUUUUCUUGGUACUGAUGAUGAUGAUGAAAAUGAAAAUGAUAAAAGUUCAAAAAAAGAUGUCCAAGAUGACAAUGACACUGAUGAUGACAACAAAUUUUUGGUUAUCGAUGAUUUUACUCAUCCGAAAAUUGUGCCUGAUCACAAACCAAUUGUUCCAUUGGAUUCCGAAGUAAAUGGUUAUGAUAUUGAAAAGAAAUCUGGCUCAGAAUUUAGUUAUUGUGAUGGCGACAAUAAAAUUGUCAAUAUUGACAACAAUAAUAUCAAUUUUCAAUCGGUUUCUUAUCAUCGUGACUAUAAAAAACUUGGUUUUGUUGAAUCUGGUGAAGAUCGUUCCAGAAUUCUUUUGACUCAUUCCAUUAAAAAUUGUUCGAAAUUCAUUUGUGCUAGUAUGAUUAACUCCGAUGAUGAAAUAAUUAAUUGUGAAGCAAUUAUCGAUGAUAAUGAUAAUGAUCAACAUCCAGAAAUUGUUCCAACUGAUUUUUCAGCUGAUGAUAAACAAAACGACACGAAAGAAUUGACCAUUGAUGAAUCCAUUGCUCGUUAUUAUCAACCUGUUAGUGAUGAAGAGAUUAAAAAAUUACAAGUUGGCUGUUGUAACACAUAUAUGGAUGAUUUGUGGGAAGAUUUCCAGAAAGCUUUGAAAACAAGACAAAAUAUGAUCAACGGCAAUGAUUCAGUCGAUGAUAAUGACUCAGCUAUAAUUAAUUGUGAACCAAUGGUCGAUGUUUCUAAAUCGGUUCCAAAUCAACAUGACUAUAAAAUACCUGAUCAUAAUGAUCAAUCCGAAGAAGAUCGUUCCCGAAUUCUUUUGGUUAAUUCAAUCAAAAAUUGCUCAAAAUUUACUUGUGCCGAUAUGAUCGACGGUGAUGAUUUGGAUAAUUCGGAUUCAUUUGAUUAUGAAUCAAUUGUAGAUGAUGAUGAUGAUAAAAAUCAUCGUUCAGAAAUGGUUUUUUGUAAUGGCGAACGAAACGAUAAGAAAAAAUUAAUCAUUGAUGAUUCUAUUGCUCAUUAUUAUCAGCCUAUCAGCAAGGAAGAAAUGAAAAAAUUACAACUAGGCAGUUGUAAUACAUAUAUCGAUGGAUUAUGGGAAGAUUUUCAGAAAACAUUGGAACCAAAACAAAAACUUGCUACCGAUACUUUGUGUGAUGGACUAUUCCACAAAUGAAUGAACAACAAUUGAAAUGACUACUAAUUUUUGAAUCUUUUGAAUGUAUGUAAUGUUUAUACUUAUUUUGAUUUAUUGAAAAAAAAAUGAUUCCUAAUGACCAAAUAAUAAAAUCCUAAAUUUAUUUCA